This is a messenger RNA of Cooperia oncophora, 405 nucleotides long. NCBI's taxonomy places the organism in Eukaryota, Metazoa, Nematoda, Chromadorea, Rhabditida, Trichostrongylidae. The record is from the annotation of a GenBank genome assembly.
AUGAGGAACGUUUCCAAGCUGCUACACUCAACUGACCCUCGGAUCAUUACCAAUUAUGUCUUCAUUCGGUAUGUCUCUUCCUGGAGUGGAGAACUCGGAGAACGAUUCGAUGACGUUUCACAGGUUUCACACAUUACUAAAACCUAUGGUCCACAAUACAAAAGGCAAAAGCAAAAACCAUGCACAAGAACGGAUUACGCUGCUAGUGCCAUUUAUGUCAGCAAAGUGUUCGACAAGGCAUCAAAGAACUCAACGUUGGAUAUGGCGAACGAUAUAAAAGAAGCGUUCCACGGAAUGCUUGUCGAAGAAGACUGGAUGGACAAUGCUACAAAGAAGGUACUUUUUCCUAGAACAAAAACUCUCCCACUGAAUGCAGUGGCCUGGUGUUCUGAUCGCAUGAUCUGA